AUGACGCUUCCAUGUGACGGGAGGAUUCAAAGCUUUUUUGAGGUGAAUGGAAGGAGAAAUCAUAGAUCUUUUGUUGUUUUGUUGGGAGAGCAUGGAAAGUCUCGGCUUCCGGCGAUCCACAGAAUGUUACAAGGACACACAAAUGGCUCGGUAGAAACAGUGGUUUGGUGCCAUAAGAACGACGUAACAAGAAAAGCUGGAAGGAAAGCCUCUAGCAAAAGGCAGAAGAACGAUAUGGAAAAAGAGGAGUCAGAGGAUGACCUGGCACUGUUCAUAAGAAGCAACGAGAUAGAAUUCAUCGAAUAUAAAGAAAGUGAAAGGAUUUUGGGUAGGACUGUUGACAUGCUGGUACUGCAGGAUUUUGAGGCCUUGUCUCCUAAUCUAAUAGCAACAAGCAUGGAAACUGUGAGGGGAGGAGGAGCCAUAAUAUUACUUCUGGAUAGCACUUACUCCAUAGAAGCUCUUACAUCCCGUAAAACCGAUAUUCAUGAGAAGAUCGGUGAGUUUGAGCCGAGAUACAACAAAAGAUUGUUCAAAUCACUUCUGAAUUCGAACUUCGCGCUGUUUCUAGAUGAUAAGCUUAAUGUACUGGACAGUAUAUCCAAGGUGGAUGUCCAAGGCCUUAGAGUCGAUGAAAAAAAGGUGGUCUCUGAAUCGCUAGAUGAUUCGACUGAUGUUCUAAAAAGCUUAGGGAAAACUAAAGACCAGAUGCACAUCAUCGAAGAGGUUUUUAAAGCCUUGGAGACAAGAGAAAGCAGGACAAUCUUCUCCAUCACUGCAUCAAGAGGAAGGGGAAAGUCUGCAGCAUUGGGGAUAUCAAUAGCUCAAGCUGUGAAUCUUGGGCUUCUUUCCAUAUAUAUUGCAUCCCCGGCAAUAGAGAAUGUCAAGACUGUCUUCCUAUUUCUCAUUACUGGGCUUGAAAGAUUAGGAUACAAGAAGUACGUCGACUUCAAGAUCAUAUAUCAAUUUAGAGGAAAUAAGAGGUUUAUGCAAAAGAUUGAGUUUAUUGGCGGAAGAAAGCAGGUCAUAGAAUAUUUCAAUCCCAUGAACGAACUCAAAUACUAUCCCGAUUUGAUGAUUAUUGAUGAGGCUGCGGCCAUUCCUCUUACAUACAUUACGGGGCUGAUAUUCCCGAACUUCGUAAUAAUGGCUACGACGAUAAACGGAUACGAAGGGACGGGAAGGGCAUUUUCUGUGAAGUUAUCAGAAACACUUAGGAAAAGCAGUGCUGAAACGAAUUCCCUUAUAUAUAAGGAGAUGACAAUGAAAGAGUCUAUCAGAUAUGGGCAAAAUGACCCUGUGGAAAACUGGCUAUACAGGGUAUUAUUACUGGACACAUCUGUUCCAAAGAUCGAGGGAUGCCCGAGUCCAUCUGAAUGCAAGCUUUUUUAUGUAGACAAGAGCGUUCUUUUUUCGGGAAAGCCUCCAACAGAAAAGUUCUUGAACGAAAUGUUCUCUCUGUUUAUCUCUUCGCAUUAUAGGAACAGUCCUAAUGAUCUUCAGAUACUAGCAGACUCUCCAAGGCAUGAGGUGUUUGCCCUUGUUACCCCUACAGAAGAUAAUGGAAAAGACAUUCCAAAGGUCAUCUGCUCUCUUCAGAUUUCGUUUGAAGGCAGGUGUGCAAGAACAGAGCAUCUGAGAGAAGGCAACCUGAUUCCUUGGGUUUUAUCUGAAGAGCAUCUAGACCCAUCGUUUUUGGACACGUAUGGUGUCAGAAUAGUCAGAAUAGCUGUCCAUCCUGAAUACACUUCUAUGGGGUAUGGAACGAUGUCUCUAAAUCUACUAAUAAGGUAUCUUUCUAACCAUAGUAAAGACAUUAGUCUGAUGCAGAAGAAAAAUGAGGAGAAAAAUGUCCUUUUAUACAGCUUGGAUGAUAUUGCGAUUCCGCAGGUAGAGUGGAUUGGUGCCUCAUUUGGAAUAACCGAAGCUCUGUGCAGGUUCUGGCAAAAGAAUCAGUUUGUUCCUGUAGGAAUAAAACAAAUGAUUACACAAGAAACAGGAGAGCACUCUGGAAUUUUCAUUAGGUCUCUGAGCCGUUCCUCAGAUGAUAGAAUAUGUGAGUACAACCAAAAUUUCAUGGUGAGAUUUGUUGGACAGCUUUCAAGCAGCUUCCAAAAGCUCAUGCCAUCCUUGUGCUUAUCUCUCCUAAACAACUCCGUUGUAGGAAGGGGAAGAAAGACAUAUUUCUCAUCCAACGACAUUUCCAGGAUCAGAAUGGCAGCUACAGGAAAGAUAGAUCUGAAUCUUGUAACGGAUGUUAUUCCAGACAUAUCUAGAAUGUACUUCCAUGGAAAAUUUAGUCAAGAUCUGUCAGUGCUCAGAAAGUCGGUUUUGCUAAUGAUGGGAUGUCAGAACAAAAGUAUCGAUACAGUUGCUGAGCUUCUUACCCUCAAACCAUUUCAGAUUAGCAACAUUCUAACUAAAAUACUAUCAAUUCUUCUUGAAGACAUCGAGAGAAACUAUGUAAUGGACUAA
Messenger RNA from Encephalitozoon hellem ATCC 50504, 2475 nucleotides. RefSeq names its product putative P-loop ATPase/acetyltransferase fusion protein. The record is from RefSeq and is a predicted model, not a curated record. Lineage: Eukaryota; Fungi; Microsporidia; Unikaryonidae. Gene Ontology annotation, biological process: rRNA acetylation involved in maturation of SSU-rRNA. Gene Ontology annotation, cellular component: nucleolus; 90S preribosome. Gene Ontology annotation, molecular function: 18S rRNA cytidine N-acetyltransferase activity; tRNA binding. The coding region runs from base 1 to 2475 and encodes 824 amino acids. The transcript has a single exon.